Molecule: messenger RNA, 3581 nt
Organism: Paramisgurnus dabryanus
Lineage: Eukaryota; Metazoa; Chordata; Actinopteri; Cypriniformes; Cobitidae
Gene: dtx3lb.2
Product: deltex E3 ubiquitin ligase 3L b, tandem duplicate 2
Biological process (GO): Notch signaling pathway; protein ubiquitination
Source: RefSeq, a predicted model, not a curated record
UUCAUACUACUCGUUUGACGCGCUGCCGGCAAUGAGUCUUUCACUUUCGUUUUUCAAAGCCAAAAGCAGUUGAACCACAUUCAGUUCAGAGGGUUACAGCUCGUGAUAAUUGACACAGCUUACGAUCUUCGUUUUGUUUCAGUUGCUGUUCUCUGCUGAGAAUUCAUGAUGUCAGAUGAUGAGUCAAUGGAUGUGGACAUGUAUACAGCAGAUGAUGAGAGACCACAACCCUCUGCGCCCUCUGUGCCACUGAAUACUGUUAAAGUUAAAGUCAAAGUGGACUGGAUGGAACCACUUUCAGAUAGAUGGAUAAAUUCAUUACAUAUAGCCCUCCAGUCCUGGUGUAGCUCGGAUUUUUUCAAAGGCAUUGGAAAAUGUGAAGUGCAAAGUGUUACUCUUGUGGAUCUUGACCAACGCAUUGCAGACGUGCAGAUACUACCAUUAAAAGAUUUCUUUAAAGCUCUUGAAGUUAUAAAAAGUAAUACAGCUAUCACACUGAAGUUCAAGGAUCAAAAUUCUGCUUCUCAUGCUAAGGAAGUGACUGCACAGAUUUUACUGGCUGAAGAGAUGCUAGAGGAUAAAGAAGAACAGGUGAAUAGAACUAAGAACUUGACCGAAGCAAACAAUAGUGUGGAGGUAUCUACACUAAAUAGUGCUUUAAAUGGCACUGAGACCAUGAAAACUGCUGAAAUGACAACUGAAACAAACUCAACUGGAUUAACUGUUCCCCUCUGUUUGUAUUGGUACAUUCUUCAUGCUUACAAAAACGAGUUGGAGCAAAUUGAGAAACAGCAUGGAGUUAAAAUUUCUGAAGAAGUGUCAGUGUCAUUUAACUCGAAGAGAACCCCUGAUUCUGUGUCUAAAGCCUCCAUUGAGCUUCAGAAGCUUGUUCAGGGAUGUAUGGAUAAUUAUGAUGGAGUCAAUAUUCCCUAUACUCAUAUAGAUUCAGAUAUUGUGAAGGAGACAAUGUUUAUCAGUCAGAGGCCGGAUCAAAGGGUCAUGAUGAGCAUAUCUGCCAGUAAUUUUCAGGUCUUUGGACCAAAACAACUUACACAUAUGAUAAGCAGAAAAGUAAAUGCUACAAGACUGGAAAACCAAUUUACUGACAAAGCAAGUACAAUGGAAGUGGAAGGCAGUGUUACUCCACAGAGUUGGUCUUUCUUAGACAUGGACACUAAAGACCUUCCAACUCAAUUUGAGAUGGAUAAGGUUCAUUGGGAUCUGAUGAAACUUUCUUAUACAGAACAAAUAUCAAAACUUGAAUCAAAGUUUGGAGUGUCUUUUAACACUGAAGAUCAGCAGGACAAUUUAACCAUUAAGGUUAGAGCUCAGAGCAAAGAAGGACAACAUACUGAUCUUAAAAAUCAUGCCCUCAGAGCUUUAAUACAAUGCUAUCAAAAAUUUGCCACAGCUCUUGUGAGCUGUGAACCUAAAGACCCUAAAGAUGCAAGUAUUGUGGCAGAGAUCAAAGACAUAUUUGACAAACAACAAUAUUGUGUUGCAGCAGUUGAUGUUUACGGUCACUGGAAGCUUGUUGGACUGCCGGAGCACCUUGGCCCUUGUAUUGAAGAUAUUGAGAAGAAAAUUAUGAAGAAAGUGUUUGAUGAUGAGACAAAGAAAUUAAUUGGCUACUCAAGGGAUAUUCCUCAGGGAAAAGGAAUCACAUGGGAAAACAAACCUACUUAUAGACCAGAAGCAGCAGGUAGCCCUUUACAAGAUGAGGCAAUAAGCUCAAGAGAACAAGAUGGGAGAGAUACUGGUUUUACUGGACAAUCACAAGAAAAGGCAGACAAAGAUUCUAGACAUGACAUUAAAGGUGCACAUGGUGAAGAGGAGCAGUGUGUUAUUUGCAUGGACAAGAUCAACAACAAUAAAAAACUGAAAUGUGGCCAUGAAUUCUGUCGGGACUGUAUAAAUCAGUCAGUGGAGAAGAUGGGAUCCAUCUGUCCUGUGUGUAAAGACGUCUUUGGAAAGUUAGAGGGAAACCAGCCUUAUGGAAAAAUGAGUUUUAUAAAGAAACGCUAUUCUCUUCCUGGGUAUCCAAAGGAUGGCACAAUUGAAAUUCAUUAUGAUAUACCAUCAGGUGUUCAAACGGAUAAGCAUCCAAAUCCUGGACGGCAUUAUCCUGCCACAUAUCGCACUGCCUAUCUGCCAGAUAACCAAGAAGGAAAUCACAUACUCAAACUCCUGCAAAAGGCUUUUGAGCAGAAACUGAUUUUUACAGUAGGAACCUCUACAACCACUGGUGCAAAGGAUGCUGUGACUUGGAAUGAUAUUCAUCAUAAGACCAGUAUGUACGGAGGGCCUCAAGGCUAUGGUUACCCAGAUCCAGAUUACCUGAAGAGAGUGAAAGAUGAGUUAAAGGCCAAAGGCAUUGAAUGAUGAUGCAUGCUGUAUUUCUGUAUGAAAAUGAACCUGGUAUAUACAUAUGCAUUGGGAAUUAUUGCCACUAUAUUAUGUCAUUAUGAAAUAAAUGUUUUCUCCAAAACAUUUUGGUCACAGUGAUUGCUCCCUUUUUAUUUAAUGACCAUGACAGGACCUACAUUUUCUGUGGCUCAUUUAUUUGUGCUUAUUUUGAUAUUUUAUAUCAAUUAGGAUUGAAUAUCCAAACAGCCUAUAUUGUCAGAUUUCUUCUGGAGAAAGUCCCUGACUUUCACUAUAAAAUGAACCCCACAAACAUAGAAAACAGGAUAUUUAAUUGUGGGUGUGAGUAACUCUGUGUGCACCAAAACCAUCGUAUGUGUUUGCUGCACAUCAGAAAUAUGUUCCAUAAUUUUACCUUCUGUGAAACAGGAAAACAUCACAAGUCAAUGUUGUCAGUCAUCAUGGUGUGCUUAGAAAAAUGGAAAUAAUCUUAAAUAAUGUAGAGCUAUUUUCUAGGGGGCUAAUAACUGUGGCCAACGUAUCUUGGAAAGAAACAAUUUCAUAAUGAGUAUGUUUAACUUAAUGUUGUUUUACUUCAAUUUAAUGUUUUGCUGUUUUACUUCAAAGAAGAUUUAAAAUUCUGACCAGGGGUCUCAUUUAUCAAGCGCACAUAUGCACAAACUGGGUCUGGAUAUGUGCGUAUGGCAGUUCCCACCCAAAGGUUGUGAUAUAUAAAAAAACAAAAUUAAUGGGGAAUAGGCUUGCAGGGUGGGAUCUGAUGAUGAUUUAUGUACACACACUUGCAGGUGAUCUGUAAUUUAUAAAGGGAACAUUGUUUUGUUUUAUAAGUCUUAAUAGAUCAUUUAUCAACUUAUCAAUUACAAUUUAGUGCUCAUUAUAUAUAUAUAUUUGAAAAUCAGUUUGUUUACAGAAUGCCUUGAAUAAAGUAUGUAAUAAAUAUAUAAUCAUUCAAUUUUAGGUCAGUUUGUUUUUGUUAAAUGUUUUCUUAAAAUAUCCAUUGUUUUAUGACCUGUAUGUUGAAAAUAUGAAUAGAAGUUUAAUAGAAAUGUAAAACAUGGUCAAAUAUAGAACUGACGAGGGAGAUAUGUAUCAAGUAUAGAAAAAAUAAGAUCUGUUUGAAUUACCUUUUAAGUUGUAUUGUUAUCCUAUUAUAAAAUUCAAUAAAUAUAAUGUUAAGAAAAACUUAAUAAAAAUAC